UUGGUCGUUUAUAUUUUUGCAGCGGCAUAUUUCGUGAUUCCUCUUCAGAGAUCUUCGUCUCUCAAUCUGUUCUUCCGCCGCCUCAACCCCAUACCCUAACCAUGCCUCGCGGCAGCUCCAGUGGAAGAUCUUCACGUUCAGUACCUCGUCCAGCAGCGGCUCGUAACCCCCCAACUCAGCCAGCUCACCAUGCUCCUCCCCCAGCUCCCGUUCAGAGUGGCAGUGGUGGCUCUCUGCUUGGUGGCAUUGAUUCAACCAUUGCUGUGGGCAUGGCUUUUGGAACUGGUGGUGCAGUAGCUCACAGGGCUGUGGAUGCCGUGAUGGGUCCCCAAACAAUUCAACAUGAAACAGUUGUCGCUGAGGGUGCUACUGCCGCCGCUGCACCAACUGCAAAUAGUCUUGGUAGCGAUGCCUGUGGUGUUCACACAAAGGCCUUCCAAGGUUGCCUGAACAGUUACGGGAAUGACACUAGCAAGUACCAAUUCUACAUGGACAUGUUAGCAGAAUGCAGGAAGAAUUGUGGAGCAUCAUUGAGUGCUUGA
Messenger RNA from Neltuma alba, 542 nucleotides. Its product is annotated as coiled-coil-helix-coiled-coil-helix domain-containing protein 10, mitochondrial-like. Gene Ontology annotation, biological process: mitochondrion organization. NCBI's taxonomy places the organism in Eukaryota, Viridiplantae, Streptophyta, Magnoliopsida, Fabales, Fabaceae. The transcript has 5 exons. Gene Ontology annotation, cellular component: mitochondrion; nucleus. The record is from RefSeq and is a predicted model, not a curated record. Bases 102 to 542 code for a protein of 146 amino acids.